Diceros bicornis minor is the source of this 905-nucleotide messenger RNA. It is a transcript of the gene ARL9, whose product is annotated as ADP ribosylation factor like GTPase 9. Lineage: Eukaryota; Metazoa; Chordata; Mammalia; Perissodactyla; Rhinocerotidae. The transcript has 4 exons. Gene Ontology annotation, molecular function: GTP binding; GTPase activity. The coding region runs from base 1 to 804 and encodes 267 amino acids. The record is from RefSeq and is a predicted model, not a curated record.
AUGGAGAGAGGGAAAGUGAAGAAAGAGAAAGGAAAGGAGACGGAGAAAGAGAAAAUUCGGGAAAAAGGAAAGGAGGGGAAAGAGAAAAGGAAGGAGGUGGAGAAGGAGAAAAUUAAGGAAAAAGAGAAGGAGCAAGAGAAAGGGAAGGAAGAGAAAAGUAAGAGUAAAGAGGAGGAAAAAAGGAAAGAGCGGGCGACAGAGAAAGAGAAGGAACAAUUUAAGGGAAAAGAAGAGAAAGAUAAGGACAACAACAGCGUCUUGACGAAGCCCCCGCUGGAGCCGCCGGAGAAUAAUAAGCAGAUCCUAGUGUUGGGCCUGGAUGGAGCAGGAAAGACCAGUGUUCUCCACUCUCUAGCUUUAAACAGAGUCCAGCACAGCGUGGCACCCACCCAAGGUUUCAAUGCAGUGUGCAUCAACACUGAAGACAGCCAGAUGGAGUUCCUGGAGAUUGGCGGCAGCGAACCUUUCCGUUCCUAUUGGGAAAUGUACCUGUCCAGGGGAUUGCUGCUGAUCUUCGUGGUAGAUUCAGCAGAUCACAUCAGAUUACCUGAAGCCAAGAAACACCUUCAUCAACUAAUUGGAACAAACCCAAUCAUUCCUCUGGUUGUGUUUGCAAACAAACAGGAUCUUGAAGCAGCCUAUCACAUUACAGAUAUCCAUGAAGCUUUGGCAUUAUCUGAGGUGGGAAAUGACAGGAAGAUGUUCUUGUUUGGAACCCAAGUGACUGAGAACGGCUCAGAGAUACCCUCCAUCAUGCAAGAUGCCAAAGACUUAAUUGCACACUUGGCUGCAGAUAUGCAAUGACCACGCCCAGGCCCACUGUGCAGCUCACAAUCUAGAUGUCACCAGGGAGUGCUGAAUGGCAAGCUGCAAGCCAAAGACUUCCACUUUCAAAUAAAAAAUAA